AUGGAGAUUAUUGAGAGGUCUCUGUGUUACUCGUUCUGGAGAUCAAACGAUUUUGAUUUCGCGUUUAAACCGUCGGAAGGCAGAUCUGGCAAAUGGGAGAAGGAAGAAAGUUUGUGUCUAAUGGGAGAUUUCAAUGCAAUCAUAGAAAUAUCUGAAAGAAAAGGGGGUGGUGAAAGUGUUAAAAGGGUCGAGAUAGAAGAUUUUGAUGAUUUCAUAUCAAUGUCAGAGCUGGUUGAUUUUCUGUUGCACGAUAGAAGAUUUAGCUGGUUUAGACCCAGGGAUGUUGUGAUGAGAUGA
Vicia faba (fava bean) is the source of this 297-nucleotide messenger RNA. The record is from the annotation of a GenBank genome assembly. Lineage: Eukaryota; Viridiplantae; Streptophyta; Magnoliopsida; Fabales; Fabaceae.